UAUCCCGUUCUCUACGGGGAAGGAAAAUCAUAGUGAUGGAAAGUUUUCUUUUUUUAAGGUUAUUUUAUAUAUUUAUUUAUUUAUUUAUGAGUGAUUGAGUUUUGACUAGAUAGAGAAAUACCUUGUGUUCUUCUUCGUCUCUUAGUGUCAUUUUCCAAGAUAUACUCUCGAGGUGUGCGAACCAAAACCCAUUGCCUUUCAAUGCACUUUCAAGAUUUCAAUUUUCUUUUUUCUAUAUAUUUAUUUAAUUAUUUUUAUUUCCCUUCUUCUUCCUUGCCUAACAACACAAAUCCCUCCCCCUCUUUAUCUCUUGUUCUCUAUCUACCUUUCACACGCACUCUCUCUCUCUCGUUCUUUCUUGAGCAUGUUGGUUUGCUGAUGAAGAUUUAAAGACACUUCUCUUUGCUUCAUCUCUCUCUUUCUUUCUUUAAGUCUUUAAAGUAGAAAUUCAUCUGUGGUGUGUUCUUUCCAAGCUUUUUAUCUAUCUGGUGUCAAAGCUGGCCACAUCUCCAUCUCUCUAGCUAGCUAGCUCUUACAUGUAUUGUCAAGGAGAAGGAAGAGAUCAGAAAAGGGAUUAAAGACACACACUCUUCACUAUGCUUGCCCUUUUUUGCUUUGCUUCCAAGCAAGCUAGCUAGCUUACAUUAGCAAGAGGAAAAGGCCACUAGCUUGUAAAGAAAAUGCCCUUAGAAGGGGUUUUCAUUGAACCCUCUUCAAACCCAGUUCCUGAUCUUUCUUUACACAUUAGUCCUCCAAAUAUUUCCUCUCCUUCUUCACUAUGUAACAAGAAGAACAAUAACAUUAGCAAUAAAGUGGAUGCAAGCUUCAAUCUUUUGGGCAGACAAGAAGCCACUCAUAAGCCCAACACAGUUAGCUCCAUGAGAAGUGAUUCUCAAGCUUAUAUAGAGCUCUCUCUAGCGCAUCCAACAACUGGCCUUGAUGAAGAAAGUAGAAGAAGUAGAAGAAAUCUAUCAAGUUCAAGAGCUGUAGAGCUACCUCACCUCAACCCUUAUCAUCAACAAAGUCAUAAUCAUCAUCAGCAGCAGCAUCUUCACCAUUCUAAUAGUACCACUCAUCACUUGAAUCAUAUAAAUCAUGGGGUUUCUCUGCUUGAAGUAUCAGAUGGUUUGAGACCAAUUAAAGGAAUUCCAGUUUAUCACAACCGCUCAUUUCCUUUUACGCCUUUAGAGCAUUCAUCAAGAGAGAAUAAAGAUCCCAAGAUGUGCUUCUACCAAAUGCCCUACCCUUCUUCCUCGUUUUUCCCUCCUGUUAAUCCUCACUCUUCUUCUUCCACUUCCUUACCUUAUAGUAUUGGAGGAGGAGGUUUAGAUCCCAUGUCCAUGUUAAACUCAUCAGGACCUAAUCAAGCUUUUCCAGGUCCUUACAAUAGAUUAGCACCAACAACAAGAUUCAAUGGGCUGUCAAUGGAUGCUUUCAAAUCCCACCAAUUGCACCACCAGCACCACCACCACCAUAAUCAAUAUGGAGUUGGAUCUACUGAAGGUUCUCCUCAUGGGUUGAUUAGAUCAAGAUUCUUUCCAAAGCUUCCAACAAAGAGGAGCAUGAGAGCACCGAGAAUGAGAUGGACUAGCACUCUUCAUGCUAGAUUUGUUCAUGCUGUUGAGCUUCUUGGAGGCCAUGAAAGAGCUACUCCAAAGUCAGUUCUUGAACUCAUGGAUGUCAAAGAUCUCACAUUAGCUCAUGUCAAGAGCCAUUUACAGAUGUAUAGAACUGUCAAGACCACUGACAAGCCUGCAUCCUCUUCAGAUGGAUCUGGAGAAGAAGACAUGUCUCCAAUUGGAAGUUAUAGUACUGCAAAUGAGCGGGGUGGGCUGCAAAGAGGAGUACAAUCAGAUGGGUCACCUGUACAACAAGACAUGGACUACCCUUCUUCUACUACUACUACAACUCUAUGGAGUAACUCUUCGAGUGGUAGGGAAGCAUGGCCGCAAACAAACUCCAAUGACAUGGAUGGGCACAGACAAGGAACGUUCCAGUCACAACAAAAAUCUGGACAACUCAUGGAGGAAAGCGGUUCGACUCGGCCGAAAAGCUACUUGGGGUCUAGUUUGGAUUGCAAGAACCCCAGCUUGGAGUUCACAUUAGGUAGACCAGAUUGGCCGGGGAAAGAACAUUGCUGAUCAUGCAUAAACAAUUGCUAUAUACCAUGGUUGUCUUCCUUUUUUCCUUAUAUUGAGUUCCGUGAGUAAAAUUUCAUGGUCUUCAUGAAUGAGAGGGAAGGCAUAGAUACAUAAUUAUUAGUUCUAGUUCUGUGCCAUUUUAAGUCUUUUUUGCUUGAAGAAAAUGUGUGUUUUGUGGAAACAAACAAGAAACCAGGAGGAUAAGCAAUGAGAGAAAUGGGAGAAAGGGGAAGUAGGAGUACUUACUGCUAAUUAAUUCA
Populus nigra (black poplar) is the source of this 2401-nucleotide messenger RNA. RefSeq names its product transcription repressor KAN1-like. Gene Ontology annotation, molecular function: transcription cis-regulatory region binding. The record is from RefSeq and is a predicted model, not a curated record. The transcript is spliced from 6 exons. Gene Ontology annotation, biological process: abaxial cell fate specification; regulation of DNA-templated transcription. Bases 681 to 2141 code for a protein of 486 amino acids. Gene Ontology annotation, cellular component: nucleus. NCBI's taxonomy places the organism in Eukaryota, Viridiplantae, Streptophyta, Magnoliopsida, Malpighiales, Salicaceae.